This is a messenger RNA of Alnus glutinosa, 1406 nucleotides long. RefSeq names its product GATA transcription factor 9-like. The record is from RefSeq and is a predicted model, not a curated record. The transcript is spliced from 2 exons. Gene Ontology annotation, cellular component: nucleus. NCBI's taxonomy places the organism in Eukaryota, Viridiplantae, Streptophyta, Magnoliopsida, Fagales, Betulaceae. Gene Ontology annotation, molecular function: zinc ion binding; sequence-specific DNA binding. The coding region runs from base 116 to 1135 and encodes 339 amino acids. Gene Ontology annotation, biological process: positive regulation of DNA-templated transcription.
CUGUCUUUCUCUCUCUCUCUCUCUCUCUCUCUCUCUCUCUUUACCAAAACGCUGCAAUUUCUCUCUGGUUCUCUCUCUGUAUUUAGAUACGUAUUAUUGAAACAUAUAUACACCAAUGGAAGUGCCGGAGCUAUUUAUGGGAGGCUACAUUGGCGGAGCCGGAGCCGGAGCAGGCCAAUUCUCGCCUGAAAAGCAGAAGGCGGGGGAGCACUUCACCAUCGACGACCUCCUAGACUUUUCGAACGAAGAUGCAGUUAUGACCGACGGUUUCUUCGACAAUGUUGCCGGUAAUUCUACCGAUUCUUCGACUGUAACCGCCGUCGACAGCUGCAAUUCUGGCAGCGGACCUCAUUUCUCCGGAAACGUUGGCUCCCGGUGCUUCGGUGAUUCUCAAUUCGCCGGCGACCUCUGCGUUCCGUACGACGACUUGGCGGAGCUGGAAUGGCUGUCGAACUUCGUGGAGGACUCGUUCUCGGCCCAACAAGACGUCCAAGCGCUCCACUUUCUCUCCGGGGCCACCACCAACGCUGUCGCCGCCGCCACCAAACCCCAGACCCCCGAAUCGUCCUCCUCCGAAACGCUGCCUUCCCGAAACGCGCCGUUUUUUCAGCCCGAAACGCCGCUCCCCGGCAAGGCUCGCAGCAAGCGCUCACGAGCGGCCCCCGGCGACUGGUCGACGCGACUCCUCCACCUCCCCAUCCCCUCCGAGUCCGACCUCACAGACCAAAAGCCAUUGUCUCCGGCGCCCAAGACGACGGCGUCUAAGAAAAGAGAGAGCAAGCAGAACGACCCGGAGUUGUGUUCAGGCAGGAAGUGUCUGCACUGUGGGUCGGAAAAGACCCCACAGUGGCGUACCGGGCCCAUGGGGCCGAAGACCCUUUGCAACGCUUGUGGGGUGCGGUACAAGUCCGGACGGCUCGUGCCCGAGUACCGGCCUGCUGCGAGCCCAACUUUUGUGUCCGCCAAGCACUCCAAUUCGCAUAGGAAGGUCUUGGAGCUGAGGAGGCAAAAGGAGAUGCAAAGAGUUCAGCAGCAACAGUUUCUUAGUCAAAGUUCAAUUUUCGGCGUAUCCAACGGUUGCAGUGACUACUUGAUCCAUCAUCGUAGUGGGCCCGAUUUUAGGCAUUUGAUCUAGUGGGGGCCUCUUAAGUUCUUUUUUACCUCUGCGAAUUUUUGCUUUAGAAAUUUGAACUCGUCGGUUCUUCUUUUAAUUUCUUUGUCCAGAAAAGAAACCAGAGAGAGAGAGAGAGAGAGUAGAAUUAAGGGAUAAUGAGGAGGAGAAAAGAGGAAAAAACAAAUAGGGGGAAGGAGACGUUCAUUUGGUUGUAGACCUUUGGAAUGUACUUUUAAUUGUUUAUUGGCCGAAUUAUGGAAAUUAAAUUGAGAAUCAAGUAAUUUUUCUCAAA